Messenger RNA from Syngnathoides biaculeatus (alligator pipefish), 2280 nucleotides. RefSeq names its product F-box only protein 15-like. The record is from RefSeq and is a predicted model, not a curated record. The transcript has 10 exons. The coding region runs from base 43 to 1482 and encodes 479 amino acids. NCBI's taxonomy places the organism in Eukaryota, Metazoa, Chordata, Actinopteri, Syngnathiformes, Syngnathidae. Gene Ontology annotation, molecular function: protein binding.
GUUGAGCGGCGGCGGCGGCGUCUUCUUCUUCCCGAGGCGUCCAUGGCGACCGCACGUGACAAGUUUGCUGGGCCCGAUUUGUCGGAACUGGACUGCUGGUUCCCCGGGGGUCCAGUCGCUCAGCCGAACGACAGACAUCAAGAAACCGGAAUAAAUGAAAGCAGGGAAUGUUUCACCCCAGUCGAGCCCCCCGAGACACCUUCUUUGGAGAGUGUUCUGGACAGGUUGCCGCCUGAGAUCCUGAUGACGAUCCUGUCCUACUUGGACGCCGCCUCCUUGCUGAGCCUCAGUAAAGUCAACACGGUCUUCCGCCAGCUCGCCAGCGACAACGUCGUGUGGUCCAAGAUUUACACGGCCAACUUUGCGACGGACCGGAGGAUGUAUCGCCCCGACGACAGAGUGGGGGAGGAGACGAGAAUGCGGGAUUCCCCGCCGGGCACCUGGAAGAAGCAUUUCCUUUGGAAGAUGGGCGGGGAGCAUCUCGGCAAGUGGCAGAGGGCGACCAGAGACGUCGACCCCUUCACGGGGAUGCCUCAGCGCUUCGGCUCCAUCCUCAGGAACAUCAACGUGUUGUGGGAGGUGACGCUGGAGGACCGCCUGGGCCGACGGGCGAGCCCGCCGCUGCGCGCGUUCACCGUCUUCAAGACGUCCGUGGCGCUGUCGUGGGGCGGAAGUCGGCUGCUGCGCGACCCGGACGUCGCCUCCAUCCGGCUGAGCGCCGUGCACGGGACUCGGCCCCACGCGCCUUGGCGCUCGCUGGUUUGCCGGACGGAGCCGCGGGCCGACGGACGCCUGUCGGGUCGCUUCCUGGGCAGGGACCGGACGGUCCGCGUCGUGUUCUUCCCGCCGGCUUUCGUCGUGGGCUUCCGGAGGGGUCUGAAGGGCGUGGCCUUCGUGACGGUCACCCUGCACUCCAGCAAGCUGCUGGAGAGGGCGCUGCUGGGAUCGCCGUUAUGUCCGUACUGGCAGCCCGAGGAGCCCUGGGGCGCGGACCCGGGCCCGCGCUUGUACACGGUGCACCUAAGCCUGCACGACACCGCCUCCGAGAUCACGCCCCCGUACGUCAGCCCGCUCCACUGCAGACCAGUCGGGGGCCGCUACCUGGCCGAGCUGCGGCCCGUCCACCUGAACGGCUUUUCCCACUGCUACCCGGUCUUCGAGAACAUCCGAUUUCUUUGGAAGAGCGACUCGCUGGAAGGUUCCUUGGAGAAUUGCUGCGUGAUGACGCUGACGGUGCAGGAGGGCUUCGAGGCGCUGUGGUGCGUCAGCGCGCCCGUGCUGGUCGCGGCGGACGACCAGCCUCGGAAAAGCGCCGACGACUGCCAGCGUUACCUGCUGGUCCACGACGACGCCCGCGGCCUGGUGAAGAUGACGCUGCUGCGGCUGAAGACGCAGAGGCAGCUGUUGCUGGUUGACCUCCUCUUGAAGGUGUUCAAAAGCCAAACCAGGAGUUCUUAUUCCAUCCUGAAUUCUGACGAUUAAGGUGGGCCACGGACUUGAAAAAGUUCUCUUGGCGUUCUACAAGCCAUUAGUUGAGGGGAUAAAAGAUGUGAAUGUGAGCAAAUUUAAAAAAAAAAAAAAAAAACAAAGCGAGAACCAAUCAGUCAGUAAGUCAGUCAGGUUGUGACGGGGAGCAGACCGGCCCAAACUCUGAAUCAGCAGCGAGCCCGGAUAAAUUGGAAGGCUCGGCGUCACAAACUGGUCAUCGGUCCGAAAAACUGAGCCUUCAAAUUGCACCCAAAAGUGACAGAGCUGGAAGUGGUUGUGGUGGCCUGGAGGCCUCACAAAGGUCGAGAAGUCGUCGACCGGUUCUUUGGCGCUGCUCGGGCUCGGCGGGGCUCCUCUUUUGUUCGGGGUCUUGGUGAAGCUUCUCCGGAAUGAAACGACGACGACGACAACAACAACAAAAUGUCCUCCGUCCGUCGGCACGCCCGCCCCCUCGUCUUAUCCGGACGGGCUCGCGACGGCUCCCGCUCGGCGUUCUUUUUGUUUUUGGAGAUGACGACGAAGCGCGGGAGGGGCACGUUCACAGCCUGCAAGAAAAACGCCGGGGAUUCCGUCAGUUUACGCUUCGUGCGCGCUCAUUUUCAAAAUGUUCCUUUAUGUGAAGAUCAUAACGGGACAACAUUUCAAUGACGGGCACCAGAAAAACAAGUGACCGAGCUGUCAGGCCGUUUGCGGGAUGAUUUUUGUCGCAGAUGCCGUUUAACGUAAGAUUGGGGAACCGAAAAUGUUUCUGUGUGCUAUACGUGGUCGUUUUUUUUUUUUGUUUUUUUUUUU